Messenger RNA from Pollicipes pollicipes, 3010 nucleotides. RefSeq names its product angiotensin-converting enzyme. Gene Ontology annotation, cellular component: plasma membrane. The transcript has 13 exons. Gene Ontology annotation, biological process: proteolysis. The coding region runs from base 21 to 2108 and encodes 695 amino acids. Gene Ontology annotation, molecular function: peptidyl-dipeptidase activity; metallopeptidase activity. The record is from RefSeq and is a predicted model, not a curated record. NCBI's taxonomy places the organism in Eukaryota, Metazoa, Arthropoda, Thecostraca, Pollicipedomorpha, Pollicipedidae.
CUUCGCAUUCGCUCGCUGCGAUGGUAGGACGCUGGACGUUGUGGCUGGCGCUGGUGGCGGCGGCGGCGGCGCGGCCGCAGGAGGCCGAUGGCACGCCGCAGGUGGAGGUAAAGCCGCAGGACCUGGCCGGCGACGGGACUGCCUACACGGUUCAAGGCUCCGAUGAGGAGCUGCAGGCGAAGGCCCGCGCAUUCCUGGCCGUGAUGGAGCCGCAGAGUGAGGAGCGCGCCCGCACAUUGGCACUCGCCGAGUGGGCGCACGCCUCCAACAUCACCGACGAGAACGAGCAGGCCAUGCUCGCCGCCCGACUGGAGUACGCCCGAUUCGACAAGCAGCGCUGGACGGAGGUGAAGAAAUACGACUGGUCCAAAAUCAAAGACGAGAGCAUUCGUCGCCAAUUCAAGAUCCUUUCUAUGCUGGGCACAGCUGCUUUACCUGAAGAAAAGCUAAAAAAGUAUGACCAGAUGCAGAGCUCUAUGGAAAAGACGUACAGCGUGGCAAGAAUAUGCGACCAGAAGAGAGAAAACUGCGAUUUGAGCCUGGAGCCAGACCUGUCCGAGAUCAUGUCCAAGAGCAGAGACCCGGAGGAGCUGGCACACGUCUGGCUCAAUUGGCGCGAAAACACGGGACGCAGGAUGCGAGAACACUACAAGGCUUUCGUCAAGCUCAUCAACGAAGCCGCUGAACUGAACGAUUUCAAGGACGGCACAGAGAUGUGGCUGAACGCCUACGACACGCCCGACUUCCGGUCGCAGAUCGCGCGCCUCUGGGACCAGCUGACCCCGCUGUACGAACAGCUGCACGCCUACGUGCGCGGGCGUCUGCGCAAACACUACGGCGAGGACGUGGUCAGCAAGGACGGCCUGAUCCCGGCCCAUCUGCUGGGCAACAUGUGGUCCCAGUCGUGGUCCAAUCUGCUGGAUAUUUGUAAGCCUUACCCCGAAAAGGCCAGCGUUGACGUGACGCCUCAAAUGGUGGAACAGGGCUACACACCGCUCAAGAUGUUCCAAAUGUCGGACGAGUUCUUCACGUCGCUGGGUCUUAUCCCGAUGACGCCCGAGUUCUGGAACAACUCCAUCAUCGAGAAGCCAGCUGACGGCCGUGAGCUCGUUUGCCACGCCUCCGCCUGGGACUUCUACGACGGCAAGGACGUGAGGAUAAAGCAGUGCACAGUGGUCACACUGGAAGACUUUAUAACCGUCCACCACGAGAUGGGUCACAUCGAAUAUUUCCUGCAGUAUAGUGGCCAGCCUCAAGUCUUCAAAACGGGAGCCAACCCAGGCUUCCACGAGGCCGUCGGUGACACCCUGGCCCUUUCCGUCGCAACGCCCAAGCAUCUCAAAGAGGUCGGACUUCUGGAGGAGGUCGUCAACGAUCCAGAGGUGGACAUGAAUUUUCUGAUGUCGGUGGCGCUGGACAAGAUCGCCUUCCUGCCGUUCGGCUACCUCAUGGACAAGUGGCGCUGGGGCGUGUUCUCGGGCGACAUCUCGGAGGACGACCUCAACUGCGGGUGGUGGAAGCUGCGCGAGGAGCUGCAAGGCAUCCGGCCGCCCAGCGUGCGCUCCGAGAUGGACUUCGACCCGGGAGCCAAGUACCAUAUCCCGGCGAACGUGCCCUACAUCAGGUACUUCGUGUCGUUCAUCAUCCAGUUCCAGUUCCACAAGGCACUGUGCACAGCCGCCAACCAGUACGACCCGAACGACCGGUCCCGGCCGCUGCACCAGUGCGAUAUCUACCGCAACAGAGAGGCGGGGAAGAAGCUGAGUGACAUGCUGAAGUUCGGCUUCUCCAAGCCUUGGCCGGACGCGAUGGAGGCGAUCACAGGUCAGCGCGAGAUGGACGCCACGGCGCUGCGAGACUACUUCCAGCCGCUGGAGGACUGGCUCAAGCGCGAAAACCAGGAGAACCAGGAGUUCAUCGGAUGGAAGAAUGACGAACCGCUGUGUAUGCGACGACCGCCAUCUAUCGGUGAUGACGACGACCACGACCACGAGGGUGGCGGCGACAUGCACGAUGACGACGACCACGGCAAGGCGGCGGCGGCCGCGGCGGCGCCCCUCUCUGCCCUGCUGGCGCUGACGACCGGUGCCGUGCUGCUCCUCCGCUGAGCGUGCUCAUAGUGACGUCACGGGCCCGCUGAGGGACGGGUCCGAUCUGUGUGGUUGUGUGGACCUGUGACGACAGUGUAACCGCGCUGCGGUGAUGGUCGGACGUGGCGUGACAUCUGUUCAUGACGUCAUUUGCGGCUGCGGUAUGGUUACUCUAGGUCAUGAACGGUCACUGAUGCGCUCGUGGUACGUUCAUAGUCCCAGGCGCCGCGGGCAGCUUACAGCGUCCAACUGUGGCUUGUGCGAUUUUACAGCAAGGGGGAUAUUGGUACCUUGCGGCUUGUAAGCGUGUUAUGGAAUGAAGAAAUGGGCGGCGGCGCCGGGGUGACUUAGGUUGGGGAUGAUAUGAUUUUUGACGGGUUUGCCAAAAGGACGGUGUGGCGAGACUGACGUUAUAGUUUGAAAUGGUCGGAUUAAUUUUUAGAAUAUUCCGAACAGUGCCACGGUAAGGAAUCCCCCUGCCCUGACUUAUUGAACUCCGAAAGAUGAUGACAUCUUACUAGAUUUUUUGCAGCACCAGCAUUGUUAUGGAGUGGGAAAGCAUAUCAAAGAAUCAAAUACGCAGAGGUUUUGGUUCUGCACAUGCCGAGUUUUGAAUAAUGUGAAAAGCUGCACUUGUGAUACCACUAUAGAAUGAACUUCAAAGCUUGGUCCAUGGACCUGACCACCUUGUAGGUGCCUAAAGUAGUUUACUUUUGGGGGAUGCCAUUGGGCUGUGGCUUUGUUCUAUACAUUAUUCGUGACCGCUUAUUUUUUUAGCCAGCUUUUCUGAUAGUUAUUAUGCAGCGGGUGCUGUCCCAAUGAGCAUAACGGAUCACUCAAUGUCUUCGUUUUAUGAUCAACGUUUUGAAUUAAGCCGUUAUUGUGAGGCAGUCUAAAUGCAAAUACAACCGGUGUAUUUA